AUGUUGAGUGCGGCUGAGAAGUACGAAAAAGCUUUUACUCGACUUGGGGAGGAAGAUGGUAAUCCUUUUGUUGUUCUUAGCUAUGAUGAGUGGAAAAAUGCUAGGGAAUUUGUGAAGUUUUUGAAACCUUUUUAUGAAGCCACAUUGAAGUUUUCUAAUUCAAUUCAUGUCCCCUCCAACUCAUAUUUCAUUCAACUUUGUAUUAUUAUAAAGACAUUGUCCGAUGGGUGUAUGAGUUGUAAUCCUAUCCUUAGUGCAGUGAGUUGGGAUAUGAAAAAAAAAUAUGAAAAGUAUUGGGGGACUAUGGAAAGGAUUAACUUAUUAUUGUAUAUUGCUCAUGUUCUUGACCCGCGUACCAAGUGGAAGGCAUUAAAAUAUUACUUGGUACAAUGCAGUGGCCUUGAUUGGGCGAAACAAAUCAAGACAAAUGUGAAAGACCUCUUGAACCGUUUGUGGGAGCAAUACGAUAAGUUAUAUGGGAGGCGUUUGUCUAACCUUGAUGCGGGUGUGGAAAGCUCAAGUGUUACUUCUAUAGAUGUUAGUGUUGAUGAUGAUGAUGAUGAUGCACUUACAGAGACGAAAUAUAUGAAGUUUUUCAUCAAACACCUUGAGGAAGAGAACAACUCGGAGUGUAUGUCGGAGGUGGAUCGUUAUUUUUUGGAUAGGUGUGAAGCAUCAACAAAUGAAUUUGACAUCUUACUUUGGUGGAAGGUUAAUGCACCUAAAUAUUCUAUCCUCGCAGAGAUAGCCCGUGAUAUAUUGGUCAUUCCUAUUUCUACAGUUGCAUCUGAGUCUGCAUUCAGCAACGGAUAA
Molecule: messenger RNA, 813 nt
Organism: Alnus glutinosa
Lineage: Eukaryota; Viridiplantae; Streptophyta; Magnoliopsida; Fagales; Betulaceae
Product: zinc finger BED domain-containing protein RICESLEEPER 1-like
Exons: 1
Coding region: 1-813 (270 amino acids)
Molecular function (GO): DNA binding; protein dimerization activity
Source: RefSeq, a predicted model, not a curated record